Trichoderma gamsii is the source of this 180-nucleotide messenger RNA. RefSeq lists its product as hypothetical. Bases 1 to 180 code for a protein of 59 amino acids. The transcript has a single exon. The record is from RefSeq and is a predicted model, not a curated record. Lineage: Eukaryota; Fungi; Ascomycota; Sordariomycetes; Hypocreales; Hypocreaceae.
AUGCGAUGCCGAUUGCGAUGGUCGACCCCGAUGGCCCAAUCAGGCCAAUCCCACAUAUCCCAGAAUGCCACGAGAGCCCCGGCGAUCCCCGGGGCCACGUCUCAGGAACGUGAUUCGCUGUGCAACGAGCAAAUCAUCUUCUUGAGACGCAGGAGACGUCACGUGCGGAUGCGCGGCUGA